AUGGCUUCUCCCUCUACCAUUCUCAUCAUUGGCGCAAGCCGUGGCAUUGGUCUUCAACUGGUUGAAAAAAGUCUUGCCAGACAUCCCAAUGCAGUGAUCUAUGCAACAGUCAGAGCAUCUGCAACAGCUGUUGACCUUCAAAAGCUGCACCAGAAUAACCCCAACCGCAUCCAUAUCUUAGAAGCGGAUGUCACCGAUGCCUCGUCUAUUCAUCAACUGCAGGAGACCAUCUCGCAGAAAACCUCAACUCUAGACCAAGUCAUCUACAACGCCGGUGUCCUCAAGGGCUUCGGACCUUUGACAGCUUCCGGACUGGAUGGCUUGAAAGAGAACAUAUCGGUCAACUUGUUCGGAGCCUACGCGAGCGCCUUGGAAUUCUUCCCCUUCGUUCAGCGGUCGACUUAUUCCAACAAGGUACUGACAUUCAUUGGAAGUAGCUUUGGAUCUAUCACCACGUACAAGGAGAACUUUGACCUGCACAACAUGGCCUUUGGCACCAGCGGGGUGAAUGUGACCGCUUCAUACGACAUUUCCAAGACUGCCAUGGAGCGCCUUGCCCUGGAGCUUGAUCUGGAACUUCGCCCGAAGGGGGUCCCUGUCCUCCUGAUUCAUCCCGGUCUUCCCAAGACCGACAUGAACCCCGUGGGUAACAUCACUGUCGAUGACAGUUCAACCGGAGUCAUCAAUGUGAUUGGAGACUAUACUGCGGAUCGAGAGGAAAGAUUCCUCGAUUAUGCGGGAAUGACCGUUCCUCUGUGA
Molecule: messenger RNA, 759 nt
Organism: Penicillium nucicola
Lineage: Eukaryota; Fungi; Ascomycota; Eurotiomycetes; Eurotiales; Aspergillaceae
Exons: 4
Coding region: 1-759 (252 amino acids)
Molecular function (GO): oxidoreductase activity, acting on the CH-OH group of donors, NAD or NADP as acceptor
Source: RefSeq, a predicted model, not a curated record